Molecule: messenger RNA, 1719 nt
Organism: Juglans regia (Persian walnut)
Lineage: Eukaryota; Viridiplantae; Streptophyta; Magnoliopsida; Fagales; Juglandaceae
Exons: 1
Coding region: 1-1719 (572 amino acids)
Source: RefSeq, a predicted model, not a curated record
AUGCCCAAAACUAUCUCUAAAACUCCCAAAUCAGCCCCAGUUGUAAGGGUCUCGAAGUUGUCCAAAUCUAAGCCCUCAAAAGAGAACACUCUGUCAAAGUCAUUUGCCGAAGAAAACUCAGAUAGACCCAUAACAAAAAGAGGGCAGAAAUUGAAUAAUAACCCUCGUCCGUAUCAGCGGCAAUCUGGAAAAAAAGCCGGUUCUAGAACCGCGCAAAAGUCGAAAACUUCUUCGGUUCUGAACAAUGGGGGCGAUCCCGUGAACAAGUCUGAAGGAGAAGAACUGGCGAGGGUGGUUGGUGACGUGGGUAAGGUCACCGAGCUCAAACCAUUGGGUGCUCAUGCAACUUAUACUCCUUUGACUAAGAUAGCGAGUGGGCCGGGUUUGGAUUUUGAAAUUGGUAAGGUUGUGGAGGAGAACUCAAACAGGAGCAAUAGCAAGACACCUCCUAUUAUGGCCUCUGUGUCGCCUGAGAUACAGUGCGGAUCAUCCGUGGUCUCGACCACGAUAACUCCCGGUUGUUAUGGUGCUGGUCACAUUGUUUCUGGGGUCACCGACAAAAGGAAGUGCAGGCCUAGAGGGAUUCUGACUGUAGGAGAAAAUGAUUCUGGGUUUGGUAGCGUUAAGCCUUUUGAUAGUUUUGAUGAUUUCGAAGACGUUGUUGGGUUUGGUAAUGAUUCAACUGUGAUCCCUGAACCAGCCGAGGCUUCAAUGCAUUGGGUUUUAUCUCCAUUUAACGAGGAGGAAGAGGAUCAAAAGGAGAAUUCUGAAAAUGGGUCGUGUAGAUUGCAGAGGUUAGGAGGGUCUGCCAUAGUCCAUUCUCCUUCCUCACCUGCAACUGUUCAUGAGUUUUCUUCAGAUCUAUGUAGCGAUCGUAAUACGGCUAGUACUACUGAUAGUAACAGAAGAAGAAGCACUUUAAUUUCUCCAAAUCGACUUCCUGAAUUUGAUGGAUUAGCCGUCAUGUCUUCUCCCCAUGCAACAGCUAGUUGGGGGGCCAUCACCUUAAAAGAAGGUAAAGAAAAUCGUUGUGAUCUUGAACCUGAGAAUUCUCCAUUCUCCAUGAACUCUUUGUGUAGUGGAAAUGUUAUGCAAACCCCACAAUCAGACUCAAGCUCAGGUAGACUUUGCCUAUCAUGGUUGAAUGAAGAGAGUUACAAGAAACAUGACUUUGAAUCUGAACUCAAUUCGGCGGCUGAAGUUCUUCAAAUGACAACAUUGUCUCCCAAAAGCCAAAUAAUUGGGGAUCCUGUUGACUCAAGUUUCCGGUUUGAUUGUCUAACUACUUCUUCCAACUCCAUAAAUUUUACCCAAUUUCCAAAAAACUUGGACGAUCAAGCUUCUUGGAUUUCUAAUUCUACUUUAGAUAACGUGUCACAAUCCCAGAUGAGAAUAUCGUGGAGGGAAGGAUUAGUUAGCCAGAUUUAUGAGAUCGAUGAUUCCGACUGUUGCCGAUGCUUGUCAGAUGAGGAGGAAGAUGCCAAUAACUGCAGUAAUGACAGGUUAAAACCCCAUCAUAAUCCUGUGGCCUGUGUUGAUGUAGCAAGUGAUCAUAUAUUAACUAACUCUAGGACUGCUGAAUAUGUGGAUAACGAUUCCAGAACUUAUGGGAAAGGUAAAGGACAGUUUUGUCCGCAUAUAUCAUGUUCUUGUGCAGAAUCCAUAAGCACUGAUGGUGGUGGCCUUGUUGCUUCGAGGGAUUCAGAUUGGACUCUAUGA